AUGACUUCCAGCCAGACACGUACACCCGCCACUCCGUCCUCUCCAGUGUCGAGCAGAUCGUUUCUAUCUCGGCUCAAAUCGCCCUUGACCUCCAAGACUCGCUAUUACACCGAGUUUUAUAUCCAGUCUGACGACCCGCAUCGGCAUUACACUCCAGGAGAUAUCAUCAGCGGAACUGUCAUUAUCAAGAUUGUCAAACCCCUGAGAAUCACUCAUUUGGUCGUCUCCCUACAUGGCUAUGCCCAGGUGUUCAAGAACCCAAAUACCCCGGGGGACGCGUACAAAAACUAUUGUUCAACAGUCGGCUCUGGGAGAGGAAAGAAGGCAGGCAGUUACUUUGGCAAUGGGUUCGUUUCGCUGUUCGAGGACGAGGUUGUGCUUUGCGGCGAGGGGAGACUGUCCGAGGGCGUGUACCACUUCAAUUUCGAACUCGAGUUUCCGUCCAAAGGCUUGCCCAGCAGCAUCGACUUUGAGCGCGGAACUAUUUCCUAUAUGCUCAACGCUACCUUGACCCGCCCCACUACCAUGUCUCCGACCGCGUCAUGCGAUACGAAGGUUUACCUUACCGAAUCAGUCGACAUCGCACCCGUACCGCCGCUAAAGCCCCGUGUCAUCUCAUUGGAACCUAUAUCUAGACGAACGCGUGCUAGGUCAACGCGGAAACGGCCAACCGAGGAAGCAUCACACACACCUUCUACUUCAGAACCUCAGCCAGUAGGGUCUUCUUUGGAAGCAACAAAUACCAUCGAGGAGACAGAGGGCCCACGAAGCCCCUCACCUAGCGACGUGAGCUAUGAGAGUCAGAGGAGUAGCGGGAACGCUUCUGGCACUGAGUAUGGCAUUCGCUCAGUCAACACAGCUACAGAUGGAUCGGGCUCACAGAAUGGAAGCCGGACGACCCUGAAAGGAAAGACGAUUACAGCUACAAUCGACGUACUCAAGGGAGGCUUUCUUAGAGGCGACCAAAUACCGAUUAAAGUGACCGUAAACCAUACAAAGCACAUACGGAGCCUGAAAGGCAUUAUCAUCACGCUGUAUCGUCAAGCGAGAGUUGAUAUGCAUCCUGCACUACCUGUUGUACCCAACAGCAAAGGCGACAAGACCAAAUCCGAAGAUUACUAUCCAAAGUCAAGAACUGGAUUGGGGGGCUUGUCGCUCUCAUCGGCUGGAUCUAGUCAUUUGUUUCGCAAAGAUCUAUGCCAAUCGUUCGCACCGCUCUUCGUCGAUCCUAGGACGUUAAUGGCCGAAGUGAAGUGUACAGUGCGUGUGCCCGAUGAGGCAUUUCCCACAAUAUCAAAUGUUCCGGGCGCAAUGAUAUCCUUCAAAUACUACGUCGAGGUAGUCGUGGAUAUACAGGGCAAAUUGACAGGCCUCGACCGAAUGGUAUCUAAUGCUGGACUUGUCAACCUACCUUCAGCAGCUGGUGGUACCUCGGCUAUGGCACGCGACGAUGCUACUGGCAGCAUGUUCUCGACCUGGGGCGGCAAUUUUGUGGAUACCGAUCAGAUUCGCCGCGAAAAGGGCAUCGUUUCUGCUUUGUUCGAAGUUGUUAUCGGUACCAGGGAUAGCGAUAGAAAUGGCAAGAAGAAACAAACUCAAGAACAAAUGGUCGACAACAACGGCGCCUACGGGGGGCACAUGGAGCCGAACGCUGAACACGGCUACGAUCAGUACUAUUACGAGCAAGACGAGAACGGACAGUAUUACGAUUACAACUACGAUCCAACGUAUUAUGAAGUUCCUGGGUACGAACAACAUAGUACAAGCGGAGCUGCAUCCUUCCCGGUACCUGCAGCUGUUCCCGAGGAAGAACAAGGAAUGUCAGAGAAAGAGCGAUUACGAAGAGCAGAGGAGCGUUUAUUGCCUUCUCAGCCGCCUGAUACUGCCGGACCAUCUGCGCCUUCAGGAACGGUCCAAUACGGUAUACCAGCGUCGGCGCCAUUGUUACCGGAAGACGACGAUCCAAACCCCCCUUAUGUCGCAGCAUCUUCGUCUUCUUCCACUCCGGCGCAUCCCCCACCCCCAUUCCGUGCUGCCUCAUCGCCAUUAUUAUCGUCGCGCACAACUCCGGCACCGCUUUUGCAGCGUCGUGUUACGAACAUUACGGACGAUGAGACAAGAACCAUAAGGACUGAAUCCUCGCAUACCAUACAUCCAAAUCGCCUAGAACCAUCCACUAGUGAAGAUAACAACGACCAGUCGAAACCACUACCGCCGCUACCACCGCAGUCACCCAGCACAGUACAAGGGUCGGCGCCUGAGUACGUCGCUAGCUCAUCAUCACAUGUCGAACCAACCGACGACAAGCAAGAGAUGACACGGCGGAGACUGGAAAUGGAAAGAAGCGCGCCCCCUACGGAUCAUGAUGAAGAUGGGGAACCAUCGCACGCUCCUUCAGCACCGCCGCUAGACAGAAUGCAAAGCUUACAGUUGGCACCUUCGGCACCUAUGCUGAACGACGACGACGAAGAUCUGGUAGGUGCUGUGCGUCCAGGCCGAAGUACGCAAGGUACGCUACAGGACCACAGACGGGAAAGCGAAGCCUUGCCGGAGUACCGGAGGUGA
Alternaria postmessia is the source of this 2565-nucleotide messenger RNA. RefSeq lists its product as uncharacterized. The record is from RefSeq and is a predicted model, not a curated record. Gene Ontology annotation, molecular function: protein-macromolecule adaptor activity; ubiquitin protein ligase binding. Gene Ontology annotation, biological process: ubiquitin-dependent endocytosis. The transcript has 2 exons. Bases 1 to 2565 code for a protein of 854 amino acids. NCBI's taxonomy places the organism in Eukaryota, Fungi, Ascomycota, Dothideomycetes, Pleosporales, Pleosporaceae. Gene Ontology annotation, cellular component: cytosol; cytoplasm; plasma membrane.